Molecule: messenger RNA, 3058 nt
Organism: Entelurus aequoreus (snake pipefish)
Lineage: Eukaryota; Metazoa; Chordata; Actinopteri; Syngnathiformes; Syngnathidae
Gene: fam174b
Product: family with sequence similarity 174 member B
Exons: 5
Coding region: 608-1030 (140 amino acids)
Source: RefSeq, a predicted model, not a curated record
CCUUCCUCGUUCAGCCAGUAAUGGCGGUCGGCUAAGUGCAUGUCUUUGGAGGUGGGAGGAAGCCGGAGUACCCAGAGGGAACCCACGCAGAACAUGCAUACUCCACACAGAAUGACCCAGAGCCUGGGGAUCGAAUCCAGGACUUUCUUAUUGUGAAGCAUCAAGUGAGCCACCGUGCUCCCAAGUAGGGAUGUAACAAUGGUGACGUCAAACUGAUGACAGCGGUGAGGAGAUCGUGACAAUUCCGAGGUUUCGUGGAGGCGUCACUCACAAACCAGGAAAAGUGGGCGGUCCUGCUGGCUGAGCUCUUCCGGCCGAGGAGGCGUAGGUGGGCGUAGGAUUAUCCCAAAUAAUCACUCAUGCAAUCACGAAGGUACUGACUGCUUCAACGCACCUCAAGAGGACAACAUUUUGGAAUCUAAAAUCAAUCAAAAUCAAAUCAAUCGGGACGUUAAUUUUUAUGUCGUACGAGUCCAGAUGACUGCAAUCGUCCUGCAGUUUCUUUCAAGUGAAAUAGGAAAUUCCCUGUCUAUAAUGUGACAGCUGUCAUCGCGUUUGCGCUACUUCGGAGAAAUACUCGCCUCAAUCACGUCGGCGAACACAUGACAUGGCGACUUUUUACUUUGCUUUAACUUUUAUUCUGGUGGCGGCGUUUUGGAGCGUCGACGGCGAACCCCGGACAUUGUCUUCUCCCGCCACGCCGUUAAACGCAACAUCAUCAGCACCCGUCAUCCACAAGGACGACCGGAGCGACAACGACAAUGCCACCGACGCAGCCGUCGGAACCCGAAUUUCGACACUCAUGACGCAUCUGCCCACUCUCAAAGUGGUCGUCAUUCUCACCUGCGUGUUGACAGCUGCUCUCAUCACCUGCCUGCUCGUCAAAGUGGUCAGAUCUGGGAGAAGAAUCCGGAAAACCCGAAAGUAUGACAUUAUCACGACACCAGCUGAGAGAGUAGAGAUGGCCCCGCUCAACGACGAGAAUGACGACGAAGACGAUUCCACUCUAUUUGAUGUCAAUUACAGGUGAAUCCACCAUGGACCAAUAUUUGUCUACCUGGAUCAACUAAAUGGACGUCAGCUUAUUAUUUUAUGUCCACCAAGUCUUCCCAGGGACAUUAGCCAGCAUUUAUCAACCACAGUAGUUUCCUAAGUAGCUUCCUCAAAUGCCACUCGCCUGUCAGGCUGAUUGGGGAUGAAUCACUACAAAACGUAGAACUUCUUGUUGUCGACUUGUACUCGAUGGGUGUUCUUUUUAAUAGAGCCACUGCAGGGUAUCCCAUGCAAGAAUUGUGCAAGCCCUUAAUUUUAACUUUCAUACCAAAUGAUGUCUACUAACAAGUAUUUUGUGAAUAUAUACUGUGUAAGGCUCUCUGUUACAAUAGAUGGGGUCGGCCUAUAUUUUUUUACUAUGCGUUUAUAUAUUUCUAAAUUUCUGUCACGUCGACUGCAGCUUACAUGUUUAAAAAAAAGAAGCUAUAAUUGGGUAUUUAUUCAUCUGUUUGCUAUGAAAGUGAUUUAUCCUAUUUAAGGAAUCUUAUGACAACACAAAGACGUCAUGUCUUGUUUGAUUUUAAACACUGAACAUUGUCACAACAGUUGGUCAUUUUAAUGUAAGGGUGGUUCGUGUAAGGAAAGGAUAGGAUACUUUAUUUAUUGCAGAGGGACAAGCGGUGGGAAAUGGAUGGACAGCGGAGAUACAAAACUCCACAAAAAUAAGAGGGGAACAAAGGAAAUACAAGACCUUAAAAGCCAAGAGCUGAUGCAACCAGCAGCCACUUCAGCGGCGCCAUUUAUACAUACAGCUACAAAAGUAAAACGCAAGGUUAAGUAAUGUGCUUGUUUUGAGCAUUAAUGAGGCCCAUUGUCUCAACCAUAAAGCACACACUAGAUGUGUUUCCCACAACAACCAACCAAAAUUAAGAGUUACGUUUAAAAAAAAAAAAAAAAAGAGGUACAAUAAACCGGGAGCUUAGGUUUUGCAAAGAUCUUUUAAUAAUGAAUAUGUUUUUGUUUUCAUUCAAACUAUCACUCGCAUUGUUCCUGUAUAUAUCCAACUCCAAAUGCAUCAUCACUGCAGUAGUUUUAUUUUCAGUUUUGAACAUACAUACAGGAUAGAAUGUGAAAGUUUGUGAAUGGUGUUUAACAUUCUUUGUUGGUAUAUGAUAUGAUGCAUUUGAUAACAGCGUACACAGUUCCUGUUCAUUCCAGUAUUGUAUCAUAGUAAAAUGUAUCUUUUAUUGUACAUGCAGAUAACCCUGUUCUGGUGAAACUGUGGAAAAAACCCUGUUCAUCUAGUGAAAUCUAUUCUGUAAUUCUAUUUGAACACGAUCAUCUGUGUGCCUAUGUUUAAUUUCUCUAGUAAAAUAUUUUCCUUAUAAUUAUGUGAGUUAUUUGAAUAGUGCAGCCAAUUUCCUUAAGGCUGUUCAUGAUAAAAGUAUGGAGGUUAACUUGUGAAAGCUUUUUUGGUCACUGAAUUUAUAUAACUGAAGAUGUUUGCGUUUGAAUUUUGCGAUCUGAAUUUUUUACAUCAAAUUAUGCCGACAAUUGCAUUGAAUAAAAAACUAAGUCAAAUUUGUGUGUUUAAAAAAUCUGUUAAAAUUUAGUGUGUAAAAUAAAAAAAUUGUGCACUAAAAUUCAUUGCAACUCAAGACCCACUUCCGGUAAAUUAAGACCGAAGCGAUCGAUCUUGUCUUAGGGCCAGCCAAUGAAGCCUUAAGUUUUAAGUCACAUGAGAUGGGUCUCAAUUUUUAUACUGAAUUUUAAAACACUGUAUUUUGACAAAUUGAAUUUUUAAACACACAUUUGUAUUUAAUGAAACAGUUCGCAUAAAUUGUUGUCAAAAAAAUUCAGUCCACAAAAUUAAAACGCAAAAAAUUAAGUUACAUAAAUUCAGUGUAAAAAAAAAAAAGCUUUUGUAAUGAAGACACAAACUAACCUCCAUACAGAAUACUUUGAAAUGUAUUUGUGCUUGAUUUCCAAUAGUUUCCCACGUGCAGCCACAAAGGUCUCUUCAGUUUCCAUGUUUCUGAAAAUAAUAAAAAGCUUUUUGCUUUAA